UCCGCUACAGGAGUGAGAGGCCGCGGUCAUCAGUACCUGCUGUGAGUUGUGUCUUCCCAGGACUCUGCCCUACCCCAGAAGGGGCUGGAGAAAAUGACCAAGUUCCAGGAGCCAGUGUCCUUCAAGGACGUGGCUGUGACCUUCACCAAGGAGGAGCUGGGGCUGCUGGACUCCACCCAGAGGAAGCUGUACCGAGACGUGAUGCUGGAGAACUUCUGGAACCUGGUCUCAGUGGGAUAUCAACCUUUCAAAUUAGAUAUGAUACUACAGCUGGGGAGAAAAGAGAAGCUUUGGGUGAUGGAGCCAGAAACCCAAGGAGCUGGGUGUUCAGGACACGGGAACCAAAAUGAGAUAGAGACUCUUCAAGAAGCAGGAUUAAGACAGCUUUUACAUGAAGGCCUUAUGUGCUGGCAGAUAUGGGAACAGUUUACAAGUAAAUUAACCAGAACUCAGGACUCAAUGAUAAAGCUGCAAGGCAAGAAGUUGCCAAAACAAGAUGAUUCCUCCUGUGAGGCGUGGUCAGGAGAUUCUACUCAGGUUCCUGAAGAUGAGAACUAUGUAGGAAAGCUUCAAGGGGAGAGUUCCACAAGUAUCAAAAAUCAAGAGUCUCCAACUCAGACCUCCUGGGAUUUCUGCAGGAAAAUGUAUCUGAGAGAGUCACAGAAUUAUCAGAGUAGGUGUCAGCAAAUUGACAUAAAAGAUAAACUGUGUCAGUGUGAUCACUGUGUCAUGAGAAGGAUCUCUCAUCACCAUGGCAAUCAGGAAGUACACAAAAGCGAGAAGGCUUGUGGCCACAAUAAUCAUGGAAAAGACUUUGUGAAGAACACAUCCCAGCAUAGCAUCAUCCACUCAGGAGAGGAGACCUCUGAUGAGACUGGAAAAGGUGUCAGCCUUGGCUAUGAUGUGGAACUUCAUCAGCAGUUGCGUGUAGGAGAGAAGCCCCAUGUGUGUAGUGAGUGUGGGAAGGGCACCACGUAUAACUCAGUGUUUCACAUUCAUUACAGUGUUCACAGAGGAGGGAAACGCAGUGGGAAUGAUGAGUGUGGGGUGGACUUGGGUCAGAGCUCACAUCCGCAGACCCGUCAGAGAGCCAAGCCAGGGGAGAAACCCUACAGAUGUGGGGUGUGUGCUGCUGAGAGCUUCAAUCAGAACUCCUCCCUUCCCACUCAUGAGCCCAUUCACCCAGGGGAGAAUCUGUGUAGGGGUGGCAGGUGUGGGAAGGGCUCCAGUCAUAGCUUGGACCUCAACAGUCACUGUGUAGACAACACUGGCGAGAAAUCCUGGAAAUGUGAGCUGUGUGGUAAAGGCUUCAAUGAGACAUCACAAAUUCAAGCCCAUCAGACAGCCUACCCUCAAGACAAAACGUCCAAAUGGAAGGCAUGUGACAGGAUAUUCAGUCAGAGCUCUGAUCCUCUUCAGAGAGUUCACACUGGAGAGAAACCAUAUAAAUGCGAGGUAUGUGGGAAAGACUUCAGUAAGGCCUCCAACCUUCAAGCCCAUCAGAGAAUCCACACCGGCGAGAAACCCUACAAAUGUGAUGUGUGUGGUAAGAACUUCAGCCGGAAUUCCCAUCUUCAGGCCCAUCAGAGAGUCCACACGGGAGAAAAACCCUACAGAUGUGACACAUGUGGGAAGGACUUCAGUCAGAUUUCCCAUCUUCAGGCCCAUCAGAGAGUCCACACAGGAGAGAAGCCCUACAGAUGUGACACAUGUGGGAAAGGCUUCAGUCAGAGCUCACAUCUUCAAGACCACCAGCGGGUCCACACCGGAGAGAAACCCUACACGUGCAAUGUGUGUGGGAAGGGUUUCAGUUGGAGCUCCCAUCUUCAAGCCCAUCAGAGAGUCCAUACAGGGGAGAAACCCUACAAGUGUGAAGAAUGUGGGAAAGGCUUCAUCUGGAACUCGUACCUUCACGUUCAUCAGAGGAUCCACACGGGAGAGAAACCCUAUAAGUGUGGCACGUGUGGGAAGAGCUUCAGUCAGACCUCCCAUCUUCAAGCCCAUCGGAGGGUCCAUACAGGAGAGAAACCCUACAAAUGUUUUGUCUGUGGUAAGGGCUUUAGCAAGAGUUUGUCUUCAGGUUCAUCAGAGAGUCCAUAGUGGUGAUCAAUCCAGUACAUGCAGAGAGUGUGAUAAAAGUGUUCUUCAGAAUGUAGACUUCUCAUUUUCAUCA
Eubalaena glacialis (North Atlantic right whale) is the source of this 2173-nucleotide messenger RNA. It is a transcript of the gene ZNF233, whose product is annotated as zinc finger protein 233. The record is from RefSeq and is a predicted model, not a curated record. Lineage: Eukaryota; Metazoa; Chordata; Mammalia; Artiodactyla; Balaenidae. Gene Ontology annotation, cellular component: nucleus. Gene Ontology annotation, biological process: regulation of transcription by RNA polymerase II. Gene Ontology annotation, molecular function: RNA polymerase II transcription regulatory region sequence-specific DNA binding; DNA-binding transcription factor activity, RNA polymerase II-specific.